AUUAGAGUUGGGGCAAACAAAGUAUCCCAUCUCGCCGGCUUUUUGGGGGAUGCCGCAGUAGACGUUGUCCGGAAUCCCCCGCGUCCAUUCACGCUGCAGAUGGAGAAAGCCGCUUACUCAGGACCAGGGCCAGAGAUCGGCCAAGAUGCCUUGGGACGCCACCAGCCAGGCGAGUUUCAGCAUGGGCGGAUCUCCUCCGCCUCUCACCCCCGCACGGACGUGGAAGCCCGUCCCGAGCGCCUCGCCGCCACUGUACAAGGUCCCUCGACGACAUCCGGAGCCAACGCCGGCGCGAAUCCGGAUCACUAUCCCGAGGGUGGAAGGAAGGCCUUGACUGUGCUCUUCGGGACGUGGUGCGUUCUUUUUUGCACCUUUGGCCUGGGUAACAGCAUCGGCGUCUUCCAGACGUACUACGUCAACGAGGCCCUUCGCGAGUACUCAUCGUCCACCAUUUCGUGGAUCAGCAGCUUCAUGCAAUGGACUCUGAACUUUAUGCCCAUCAUUUGGGGGUUCGCCUUUGAUAAAUGGGGUCCACGAUGGCUCUUGGUUGGCGGAACCAUCGCCUACGUCUUUGGCAUCAUGAUGUUAUCCCUAGGAUCCGAAUACUACCACUUCUUCCUCGCCCAGAGUAUCGCCUGCCCCAUUGGCGCCAGCGCUGUCACCAGUGCGAGUAUGUCGUGUCUCGUGACAUGGUUCCAUCGACGCCGUGCCACCGCGUUCGGCAUCAUGAUGUCCGGGUCCUCCUUUGGCGGUAUCAUCCUGCCCAUCAUGAUCCCUCGAAUGAUUGACAGCGUCGGAUUCCCGUGGGCGAUGCGCACCGUCGGCUUCCUGUUCCUUUUCCUUCUCACAAUCGCGUGCUGUACCGUGAGAUCCCGCCUGGAACCGCAGACGAAGCCCGUAGAUAUGAGGGAAUACUUCCGGGGGAUACGGGAGCCGAUCAUGAUGUCUACCGUUUUUGGGUUGUUCUUGGUCUUUUGGGGAUUGUUUCUCCCAUAUGCCUUUGUCAUUUUGCAGGCUGAGGCGCAGGGUAUGGACGAUGGCUUGGUCAUCUAUUUGCUGCCCAUCAUGCAUGCUGUAGGACUGAUCGGGCGCAUCAUACCAGGCCUCGUCGCCGACAGAAUCGGACGCUACAACAUCAUGAUCAUCCUCGCCACCCUCGCCGGGAUCGCUUGCCUGGCACUCUGGAUACCGAUCAAGAGCGACGCCGGCAUCCUAGUCUUCACAGCCGCCUUCGGCUUUCUCUCUUCGGGCCUGACGUCGAUCGGGCCGACGUUAAUCGCCCAGAUAUCAGAUAUUAGGGAAAUCGGCGCCAGGACCGGCACCGCCUUUGCGUUCCAAUCCUUUGGCGUCCUCACUGGGAGCCCUAUCGCGAGUGCCAUCGUCGACGCGCGGGGAGGGGACUACCUGGGUCUUCAGCUGUUCUGCGGGUUUUCGAUCCUAGCGUCGGCGGGUGUUUUUACGUCGGCGCGGUAUGUCCAGGCUGGUGGGUUCAAGCUCAAGAAAGUCUAA
This is a messenger RNA of Colletotrichum orchidophilum, 1509 nucleotides long. RefSeq names its product riboflavin transporter MCH5. The annotation marks the transcript as partial. Gene Ontology annotation, molecular function: transmembrane transporter activity. The transcript has 3 exons. Gene Ontology annotation, biological process: transmembrane transport. Lineage: Eukaryota; Fungi; Ascomycota; Sordariomycetes; Glomerellales; Glomerellaceae. Gene Ontology annotation, cellular component: fungal-type vacuole membrane. The record is from RefSeq and is a predicted model, not a curated record.